Xenopus laevis (African clawed frog) is the source of this 2018-nucleotide messenger RNA. It is a transcript of the gene aldh3a2.L, whose product is annotated as aldehyde dehydrogenase 3 family member A2 L homeolog. The record is from RefSeq and is marked predicted. NCBI's taxonomy places the organism in Eukaryota, Metazoa, Chordata, Amphibia, Anura, Pipidae. Gene Ontology annotation, molecular function: oxidoreductase activity; oxidoreductase activity, acting on the aldehyde or oxo group of donors, NAD or NADP as acceptor; farnesal dehydrogenase (NAD+) activity. Gene Ontology annotation, biological process: aldehyde metabolic process. Gene Ontology annotation, cellular component: cytoplasm; endoplasmic reticulum membrane.
GGAAUCUGGACAGAGAGGAGAAGAGGCUUGUGCUGCGCCUGUAGCUAUCGGAUACCUUGCAGACUUACAGGACAGCCUCACCAAUCGACAACAUGAAGCAAAUAGUGGACAAAGCAAGGAAGGCCUUUCUCACAGGGAGGACACGUUCUAUAGACUUCAGAAUCCAGCAACUGCAAGCCAUGCGAAGAAUGCUCACUGAAAAUGAAGCUGGUUUUGUUGAAGCACUGAUAGCAGACUUGCACAAGAAUAAAUGCACUGCUUACAGCUAUGAGAUUAUGGGAAUGCUUGGUGAAAUCGAUUUGGCCAUUGAAAAUCUCCCGAAGUGGACAGAGCCUAAGCAUGUUAAAAAGAACAUAAUGACUAUGGGUGAUGACGUGUAUAUUAAUUAUGAACCUCUUGGCGUUGCCCUGGUCAUUGGAGCUUGGAACUAUCCUGUGGUGGUUCUUUUGCAACCUGUAGUGGGGGCCAUAGCAGCAGGCAAUGCUGCUGUAAUAAAGCCAUCAGAAGUCAGUGAGAACACUGCCACGCUUUUGGAGAAACUCAUCCCUCGCUAUUUGGAUAAGGAGCUGUACCCUGUAGUAAAUGGUGGGGUUUCUGAAACUACUGAGCUGCUUGCACAAAGAUUUGACCACAUCUUCUAUACGGGCAAUACCAGUGUUGGCAAAAUAAUAAUGUCAGCAGCUGCCAAGUUCCUUACCCCAGUCACCCUUGAACUAGGAGGGAAGAGUCCAUGUUAUAUAGAUAAGAACUGUGAUAUUGACAUAGCUAGUAGACGGAUAACAUGGGGAAAGUUUGUCAACUGUGGCCAGACUUGCAUAGCUCCUGAUUACAUUCUGUGUGACAAGUCGAUCCAGGAUAAAGUAGUGGAAAAGAUUAAGGAAACACUUAAGGAAUUUUAUGGUGAAGAUGUUAAGAAGUCUCCAGAUUAUGAAAGGAUUAUAAACAAGCGACAUUUUAAGCGCAUUCGUGAACUGAUGGACGGACAGAAAAUAGUUCAUGGAGGGAGUUAUGAUGAAGAAACUUGUUAUAUAGAACCAACUGUCAUGGUGGAUGUGAAUUCAGAAUCCAAGGUUAUGCAAGAAGAGAUUUUUGGGCCCCUGCUUCCUAUUGUAUCAGUGAGAAAUUUAGAUGAAGCCAUUGAGUUCAUAAACCAUAGAGAAAAACCUCUUGCCCUCUAUGUUUUCUCUAAAGAUAAACAAGUGAUUAAAAGAAUGAUUGCUGAGACUUCCAGUGGUGGUGUCACUGCAAAUGAUGUCAUCAUGCAUUUCACAGUUACAGAAUUACCAUUUGGAGGAGUUGGUCACAGUGGAAUGGGAGCCUAUCACGGGAAGCACACCUUUGAUACUUUCUCACACAAGCGCGCAUGCCUUAUUAAGUCUCUUGGUAUGGAAGGUGUAAACAAGAUCAGGUAUCCCCCAUACAGUAUGAAAAAGGUGGAGUGGGCCAAAUUUAUUUUAACAACUAAACUGAGCAAGAAGAAGCUUGGUUUGCUGCUUGUACCCAUGUUUGCAAUUGUGGCAGCUGUAAUUCUGAAGCUAUUAUAAACCUGGAAACUGGAAAAGCAAUGCAGGAAACUUCAGCUGUUGAUUUCAUCUUAUAAACAAUAUUAAACCACUGUAUAAUUAGCUGAAUUGUCCAUAAUAGGAAUUCUACUUUUUCUGACCAUAAAUAAGUUGGAAAUGAUAAUUUCUCCCAUAUUUUAUACUAAAGUGUGACUACAAAGUCUUAUAUUACACAAACCUUUAAACUGUACCCAUUCUUUUUAUGAUCAUUCAUUUUUACGCUUUUGACAACAGCAAAUAGAAAUCCUUUUUCUGUUUAGAAAUUUUCACAGCUUAAAAUGCAGAUACAUCAUGAGCCGAAUGAUGUAAGUAGUGAUGUAAGGUUUUACCAGCUUAUGUAUAAAGUUAAACUAUGCAACAAUAUGAUGUUCAUGUAUGUAAAUUGUUGAUACACUAAUUCCACAGAAGGAACCACUGAUUAUGUUAUGUAAACUGCAUUAAAAUUGAUUUCUCUGA